This is a messenger RNA of Olea europaea var. sylvestris, 1721 nucleotides long. RefSeq lists its product as uncharacterized. The transcript is spliced from 4 exons. The record is from RefSeq and is a predicted model, not a curated record. Gene Ontology annotation, biological process: CAAX-box protein processing. Gene Ontology annotation, molecular function: metalloendopeptidase activity. Gene Ontology annotation, cellular component: membrane. NCBI's taxonomy places the organism in Eukaryota, Viridiplantae, Streptophyta, Magnoliopsida, Lamiales, Oleaceae. The coding region runs from base 226 to 1275 and encodes 349 amino acids.
UGAUCUAAAAAUCUGCGGUCUCUCUCAUUAGUUAAAAAACGUCAGAAUAUAUGGAUAGAGGAGGGGAAGAAAUCAUUUUUGCAGGAAAAAAAGAAGGAAACAGAUUAGGGUUUUGUGCAUGUGUAUUGUAGUACUGGGAGGGAGAAGGUGAAAAAUGCGUAAAAUUCAUGUAUUCGAAUACUCCCUUAUCUCUUAAAUUUAGGGAUUUUUUAUUACCAGCUUAAGAUGAAGAUGUUGCUAAGCUCAAAUUGCAUUCCGUCUCUUCCUCUUUCAACUUCAAGCCCUAGAUUUAGGGCUUCGAAAUUCACCCCCGUGUCAGUUUUCCCUCUCACUCGCAGCAUUCGGGUCCCGGAAACUCAUCGCAGUUUCUCAACUACGAAGAAGAGGAAAAUCUUGUGCUUUAGGCAUGAAGAAUUUUCAUCAGGCACCCCAAAUCCCGAGUCUAUUGGGGAGGUUCUUCAUGAGGAGUUGGAGAAGGUGGAUGUUGAUAAACCAAAUGUUGACAAAAGAAAUUGGGUUUCAACUCUUGGUGAGAUUGUAGGUGAAAUGUUUAGAGUGAUUGGGAAACCUUGGACAGUGCCAUGGACUGCAGAGACCAUCCUACAGGUUACACUUCUUUGGAUCAUAUCAUUCUGGUUUGUGGGUUCUUGGAUGAUCCCACUUGGAGCUCACAUCAUUGGCUUCAGCAAGGAAUCACUAACUUACAGAGGACAGGCAUUGUUCAGCCUUUUGACAGAUGUAACUGAAGGCCUUGCUGGAAUUUUAAUUCUUCAUCGGUGUUUGUCUCGGUUCCGUCCCCUUCCAUCUGAUUGGUUCAGAUUUAGCCUUAGAGGGAACUGGCUUUUCGACGUUUUUCUCGGAUGCUUGAUGUUUCCAUUAGUCAAUCGUCUCUCACAAUUGAACCUAGAUCUUCUUCCAGUUUUGCCUUUGACUCCUGUCACACUCUCAAGUGUAGAGCAGUCAAUAGUGGCUCGAGAUCCUGUUGCAAUGGCACUUUAUGCACUGGUACUUGUUGUUUGUGCUCCUUUGUGGGAGGAAAUCGUCUUCCGAGGUUUCCUUCUUCCUUCUUUGACUAAAUACAUGCCUGUGUGGUGCUCAAUAUUGGUAAGUUCAAUAGGCUUUUCUUUGGCACACUUUAAUGUACAGAGGAUGUUACCACUUAUUUUUCUAGGUGUUGUGAUGGGUGUAACUUAUGCAAGAUCAAGGAAUCUAUUACCAUCCAUUCUCUUGCAUAGCCUGUGGAAUGGCUUUGUAUUCUUAGAUUUGAUGAAAUAAAAUCUUAUUUCUCAUUUCUCAUUCGAAUCCAAACUGAGUUGUCCCCUUCGACAAAACCUGAUCUCUGAAUAGCCUGAUCCAGAUUAGUUAUUCAACCAUACCCUCAGAGACGUCGUUCUUCGACUAUGGUUGUGAAGUCAGUUGAUCUGAUCAUUUUGAUCGAAUGGAAGUAACUCGACCCCAUAAAAAUAUAAAGCAAUCCUCAACAGUUACUUCUUUGUUCGGCCGAAGGGAUGAUAUAAACGCUAAAUUUUUAUAUGGACUGCAUUGUGGCUGGAUGGGAAGUUUCACACACCAAAGUUGUGAUAUUUUUUAUGUUGUAUGAUGAGAAAAACACUAAUCUUAUUCUGAUACUAGUUUGUAAAUUGCUCAAGUCUCUAAUGAUUUGCACUCAGACGUGUUUUCAGAUUUUUAAUGAAUUUAUUUUUGUAUUUUAAGCCUACCAA